CAGGGACUGGGCGCCCCGCCUGCCCGCGGACUCGCCGCUCCUCUCCCGGGCAGGUGCCGCCUCCCCGCCGUCCGUCCGUCCGUCCGCCCGUCCGCCCGUCCUCACAGCCGGGCCCCCGGGGGCAGCGCCCCCCGCCCGGGCCCCGGCCAUGGCCGUGCAGGUGCCCCUGUGGCACCACUACCUGCAGGCCAUCCGCUCGCGGGCGGCGGCCCGGGCGCAGGACUACCAGCGCGCGGAGGACGUGCUGCUGACGGUGCUGGAGCGUGUGCACCGCCGGGACCCCCGCUUCCUGGUGGACUACUCCCGGGACCUGGAGGCCGCGCAGUUCGCCCUGCGCUCCUCCGACGGCCCCGUGGUCGUGGAGGUGCCCCUGAGGGUGGACGCCGGAGCCCUCCUGAGCGAGGAGCUGGGGGCCGCCGAGGCGGGCGGCGACGGCCCCGCGUCCUGCCGCCUGGGCGUCCCCAGGGGAGGGGCCGGCCUGGAGCCGUGGGUGACGGACGACGUCUUCACUGCCUCCUCCUCCUCGGACGGCAGCGCCCAGGGCUGCGGCCACAUUGCGCCCGGCAAGGUCCUGCGCCUCCUCAGGGACCUGCUGGUGGCCGCCAUCGUGCACUGCAGGCUGCAUGGCCUCGUCGCGCCAGGUGCCCUGAACGCGGACAGCCUGAGGGAGGAGGAGCUGCACCUGUCCCUGCUGGUGUCCGGCGGCUGGAGGGCCAUCCGCUUCCACGUGCUGCCGGUGGUGCGGUGCAAGCACAGGGUGCCGGCCCUGGAGGGCGCCCUGAGGGUGCCCGGCUUCCCUGAAGGCAGCUUGAGACGGAUCGUCGGCCAGGAGGUGGCCCUGGUGCCCGCCAGCGCCCAGCUCUGGAGGGUCUCCACGGACUACCUGCUCACCAGGCUGCUGGGCGCGCUGGGCACCCUGCCGGGCCAUCGCCUGGACAGCCUCUCCAUCCUCGACCGGGUCAACCAGGAGAGCUGGCGUGACGGCGGCCGGAGCCCGGGCCUGACCUUCGGCCACCUGAAGACGGUGCUGCUCUGGGCCUCGGCGCUCUUCCCGGCGCCCGAGGACUGGGCGGAGCUGCAGGGCGCCGUCUACCGGCUGCUGGUGGUGCUGCUGUGCUGCCUGGCCACGCAGAAGCUGCCCCACUUCCUGCAUCCCGAGCGCAACCUGCUGCGCGGCGCCGGCCUCGACCUGGGCGCCCUCUACCAGCGCGUGGAGCGCUUCGCCAGCCAGCCCGAGGCCUCCCUGCGCAUCCACGCCACCCACCUGGGCCCCAGCCCGCCGCCCCGCAUCGACCACGGGGUCAAGGCGCUGCUGCAGCUGCCCGCCAGCGACCCCUCCUACUGGGCCACCGCCUACUUCGACGUCCUGCUGGACAAGUUCCAGGUCUUCCACAUCCAGGACCAGGACCGGGUCGCGGCCAUGCAGAGCAUCUUCCGGAAGACCAAGACGGUGGGCGGCGAGGCCAGCUGAGCGGGCCCCGGGCUCGGCCGCAGCCACGGUGCCCUGCCGAGGCUCCCAGCACGCCGGCGGGGGCUUCCCUGGGGUGGGCGGUGGCGGACGAGGAGCAGACAGUCCCUGGGCCUGAGAGUGCGGACAGUGGCCUCCGGGGGCAGCUGCCUGUGUCCAGGGGCGAGGCCCGGGGGAGGGGUUUCCUGUGACCCGCGUCUGUCCAUCCUGUGUGAGGUUGUCUAGAUGCUGAAAACGGGGUGUGCGCCGGAGGCGGGGACCUGAGGGCUCGUCGGACCCGGGUCCAAGGGCCGCCCCGAGAGCCGGAGCACCAUGUGCCUGACCUUGAAUAAACAAGUGCACCUCC
This is a messenger RNA of Phyllostomus hastatus (greater spear-nosed bat), 1814 nucleotides long. It is a transcript of the gene MAB21L4, whose product is annotated as mab-21 like 4. Bases 149 to 1471 code for a protein of 440 amino acids. The record is from RefSeq and is a predicted model, not a curated record. Lineage: Eukaryota; Metazoa; Chordata; Mammalia; Chiroptera; Phyllostomidae. The transcript is spliced from 5 exons.